GGGCGGCGGUUUGUGGUUUGCGGUGGGGGGUGAUGGAGUCUGGACUGUCCCUCAAAGUCCGCGAGUAGUCGGCCAAGACAGGGCAGUCCCAUGAUCUGGGGGCAAGUCUGAGACUCUAUCUUUCCUGAGGAGAAUGUGACAGUGAGGAGCUUUCUGGCAUUGGAUACACUGUAACCGGAUCCAGGUUUCAGGCCAUUACUUCAUUUUAACAUGGAGAGUGCAGCUGGAGCUGGCAGGGCUACAGAUGAUUUUGUAAGGUUGAAGACAAACUCUCCAACGCUAGAGGAAGAUGAUUACGUUCAAAAGCUGUUGUUGACUCUUCCUCCUCGUGAUCGCCUUGAUUGGGAAGAGACUAUCAGUGCAAUGGCAAGAAGUGCUGACCUUCCUGAUCUCCCUGGAGAACUCCCUCUCCGCCCAUGUGGAAGCACUGCCAGUAUGAAAGUCAAACACGUCAAAAAGAUGGCAUUCACGAAAGGUCACUUUCCCAAACUGGCAGAAUGUGCCCAUUUCCACUAUGAGAAUGUUGACUUUGGCAGCAUACAGCUGGCGCUGACAGAGGAGCAGAGUGAUACAAGCAAGAAUGGUGCCGACACCAAAGAACUUGUGUUUCUGGUUCAGGUCUCCUGUCAGGGCAGAAGUUGGAUUGUGAAGAGGAGUUAUGAAGAUUUCCGGGUGCUGGAUAAACACCUCCAUCUCUGCAUUUAUGACAGGCGUUUUUCUCAGCUUGCCGAGCUGCCGCGGACGGAUUGGCUGAAGGACAGUGCAGAGGCAAUUACCCAGAUGCUAAUGGCAUAUUUAGCCCGACUCAGUGUCAUAGCAGACAACAAGAUCAACUGCGGUCCUGCUCUCACCUGGAUGGAGAUAGAUAACAAAGGGAACCACCUACUUGUGCACGAAGAGUCCUCCAUCAAUGUUCCUGCCAUUGCUGCUGCACAUGUGAUCAAACGAUAUAUUGCCCAAGCUGCAGAUGAAUUGUCCUUUGAAGUUGGAGAUAUAGUGUCUGUUAUAGAUAUGCCCCCUAAAGAAGAUACCACGUGGUGGAGGGGAAAGCAUGGGUUUCAGGUUGGAUUCUUUCCCAGCGAGUGUGUGGAGCUCAUUAAUGAUAAAGUUCCUCAUUCUGUGACUAGUGCAAUGCCAAAGCCAGUUUCAAAAAAACAUGGUAAACUCAUCACCUUCUUGCGCACCUUCAUGAAGUCACGGCCAACCAAACAGAAGCUGAAACAGCGAGGAAUCCUGAAGGAACGUGUGUUUGGAUGUGACCUAGGUGAACACCUGCUCAACUCUGGUCAUGAUGUCCCUCAGGUGCUCAAAAGCUGCACAGAGUUUAUUGAGAGGCAUGGAGUUGUGGACGGGAUCUACCGACUUUCAGGAAUUGCAUCAAAUAUUCAGAAGCUACGACAUGAGUUUGACUCUGAGCAGAUUCCCGAGUUAACAAAGGAUCUUUACCUCCAGGAUAUCCAUUGUGUUGGGUCUCUGUGUAAGCUCUACUUUAGAGAGCUACCAAAUCCACUGUUAACCUACCAGCUGUACGAGAAAUUCUCAGACUCUGUAUCAGUGGCUUCAGAUGAGGAUCGCUUGAUUAAAAUUCACGAUGUCAUCCAGCAACUUCCUCCUCCUCAUUACAGGACCCUGGAGUUCCUGAUGAGGCACCUAGCUCGAUUAGCGACUUUCAGCUACAUCACCAACAUGCAUACUAAGAACCUGGCUAUUGUUUGGGCUCCAAAUCUUCUCAGGUCCCGGCAGAUUGAAUCCGCCUGUUUCAGUGGUACUGCUGCCUUUAUGGAGGUUCGGAUUCAGUCGGUGGUGGUGGAAUUUAUCUUGAAUCACGUGGACAUGCUGUUCAGCUCCAAAAUCAGCUCAGUAAUGCGAGAAGGAGCAGGGCAUGCAUCUCUGUCUCGGCCGAAGUCCUUGCUGGUGUCAUCCCCUUCCACCAAACUACUCACCCUGGAGGAGGCCCAAGCUCGAACACAGGUCCAGAUCAUCUCCCCUAUGAAUUCAGACAGCAAGUACAUCGAAGUAGGUGAUGGGCCUGCAGCUUUACAGGGCAGGUUCCACACAGUCAUCGACUUCCCAAUUGACAGGAAGAGGACAACCAGCAAACCCAAGAAAUCACCUGUUGGUACUUGGCGCUCUUUCUUCAACCUGGGCAAGUCUUCAUCUAUAGCCAAGCGGAAACUGCACCGUAAUCCCAGUGAACCAACUCAAAUGAAAUCCAUGGUUUUCACAGCAAGGGGUGAUUCAGGAACACUUCGGUCUGCUAAAAGUGAAGAAUCUCUCUCAUCUCUACACAAUGUUGAAGGAGAAUCCAAGGUGUACAGACCUAGAAGGCCUCGGUCUAGCAGCGAUGCUCUCUCUGUUUCUUUCAAUGCUGGUGGGCUUCCUGGUCUCAACCACUGUAACUCAUAUGACAACCUACCCAAUGAUGAGAGUGAAAGAGAGGAAGGUGUGCACCCAAUGCCUGCACUCUUGUCUUCCAGAAUGGAGGAUGUAGAACUGAGUCCACCCGAUAUGGGAGCAGCUAGUUUGGACUUCGAUCCAAUGUCAUUUCAGUGUAGUCCACCAAGGACAGAACAUGCAGGUCCUGACAGCAUUUCAUCUCCGGUGGAUUCUUCAGCCAGUGGCAAAGACAAGUCAAAUAGCAGCAAGAAGGAAUCAGAUUUGGGUAGUGCCUGCCUUACCCCUGGUAGUGCUACUAGUUCUGAACCAGUAUCUCAUUCCCCUGAUAAGCUGAUAAGUCCCUUCUUCUCUCCAGAUCUAAGUCCCACUGAUGAGAAGCUUGCUAAACCAACUUCUUUUGCAGAAAAGGUAGUUCAUGCUUUCUCCCCAAAAAUUGGACGCAAGUCACCCAAGUCUCCUCUGUUGACCAUCUCUGAACCAAUGACCAUUUCUGUACCAACCCGAGUAUCUGAAAUGAUUGGCAGUAUGGCAACUGUUUCACUGGGUUCAUCGCCACCUCAGACAAAUCCAGCAGGGAGUGGCAAUGUGAGCAAGUCACCUCCUCAAAUGAUGUCAAUGCUGCUGAAAACUAGCGACAUGCAACUACCUGAGGGAUGUCGUCAGGAGAUCCACACCAAGCUUUCUGCUGCAGGGUCAGAGGCCAGAGAGCAAAUCCCUGAUUGGCAUGAUCAGACCUCUCACUACAAGGCUAUCGCGACUACCCAAUCACAAGCAGCGUCAAAGUGGGAAAGCUCAAACUGGCAUGAACUGACCAACCAAAACAAGACUACAUCAUCUACCGGUUCACAAAUUGGGACUCCAGGUCAAAGUCCAGACUGGUAUGAACUGACCGAUCAAAACAAAACUGCACCACCCACCAAUUCACAAGCUGGAAUUAAAGGGCAAAGUUCAAACUGGCAUGAACUGACCAAUCAAAACAAGACUACACCAUCUACCAAUUUACAAAUAGGGGCACCAGGACAAAUCUUAGAUUGGCAUGAACUCACCAAUCAAAACAAGACUACAUCAUUUGCCCAUUCACAAUCGGAGGCAAAAGGACAAAGUCCAGACUGGCAUGAACUGACCAAUCAAAACAAAACAAUACCAUCCACCCAUUCACAAACAGUGACACCAGUGGAUUAUUCAGCAGCGACUCCAGUGGAAUCCCCUCAGGAGGCUCCUCCAGUUAGCUCUGUGCCUCUCCUUCCACCACCACCACCUCCAAAAAGCGCUGCUCGCUUGCUGGCGUUGGCUCUUGCUGAGAGUGCCCAGCAGGCCACUGCACAGUCUCAGAAAAAACCUCAGCCUGGGCGGCAAAUCUCAGGGGAUCACAACCUUCACAACAUCCCUGUUACAGACCCAUGCUCAGUGUCAGCUUCUUCAGCACCUCCUACAACAGCUAGCUAUCAGUUAACUGGGCAGCCAACUGUCGAAUCACAGCCUGCCACAGGCCAAGUCCCUCCUGGUACUACAGCAGGGCCCACAGCUUCAGGUCAGGUUCGGACAGCAGUUUCUGCAGGGCCUUCCUUGAAGACAUCAGAGUCACGUGCUCCAGAGCAGUCGGGAUCAACUUUCAUCUCCGAUAACAGCUAUGUUACCCGCCCAACCGCAGUUAUGGCCAUUCACAGUGGACAUCAUGAGAAAACAAGAGACAACGUCCAAGCACCAGCUGUAAAACCAAGAGCUGACUCUGUGCCAGUGGAUCGUAGUGCUUACAGUAACACUCCACAAGUGCCGCACCUCCGAUCAGUAGAAAAUCGGGUGCCUCCUAGUCAUUCCAUGUCUGAUACCAUUAAUGCCUCCAACUUCCAUUCAUUCCUAGCUUCAACAACCAUACCAUCAUCUAUUGAGGAUGCUUUACCCCCACCUCCUCCUCCUAAACCACCUUUUCUUUGCCAGUCACAUCCCUAUCAUUCCAAGUUGGAAAACUUGCCAGAUUUAGACAAACACUUCCAACAGAAGAAUGCUCAUUCAGCGCAGUCACUAGUCUACCAGUGUCGGGCUGAGAGUGUCCCCCAGCACUUGUCCUGCCAGUCUAAAUCUGAGAGCACAUCCCAGCAUCUUUUGUAUGGUACGCGUCCUGACAAUAUUCCCUCAGCCACAUCGCGAUUCAACAGUUUUUCAAGCCAGCCAAAAGCAGUGUCCGUUCACCUUUCCAAGUCUCGACUUUCAAGGUCAGACUAUGUUCCUGCCAUGAGGGCAUUUGUGUGCCCACAUUCCCAGUUUGAGGAACCAGUGUAUCCCACAAUAAGACGGGUUCACUCUCUGCAUGUACCUCCAUCUUCCGUAAGAUCAGUUCCCAUUUCAAGAACUGAGGUGCCUCCAGCUGAUGAACUCUUCUAUUAUCAGAGACCCAUCUAUCAGUAUAAGCCAUGCCACCCACCACCACUUCAAUCAGAUUAUCAUGUUACUCAGCUGCAACCAUACUUUGAAAAUGGCCGAGUUCAGUACAGGUACAGCCCUUACUCCACUUCUGGGCAUAACCUACACGGAACUGAUGGUGUGAUUUAUGAUUUUGCAGAUCCCUAUGGUUCGAUAAGACUGAGACAAUUCCAUUCUUUUACCAGUCGAGACAUCCCACCUUAUACUGGCAGAUUCCAGGGUAAAGUUUUUCCAUAUCCCAAUGCACCUCCUUACCCACGCAGUGGUGCCCAUGCCAAUGCAAUGAGUAGAGAGCACAGUUUUGUAAGUCGGGAUGUGCCUCCAUCUCCAGAUGUGAAAAUGACCCAUAUGAUGUGGGAUCCAGAGGAGUUGGAGAAAUCCCGCUUCCAGUCCAUUCGGCGUGAAAUCCGCAGCCGGCAAAAGAACAAAGGCUUAGUGAUGUCACAGUAUGACAACGUGACCCCUGUCUUACAGGAAGAAUUUGGUGGGCUAGAGAUCCUGCAUUCAAGAAGUAAGUCUGAUCCUGGGAAAACUGGUGCCCUGGCGAGUGAGGGAAAGGAAAGGUGGUAUCCUGCCACCUCAAAGACUCCUGAUCCUGAUCCACCAUACAGCUAUCAGCAGUCAGACUGUGAACUCGAUAGUGGGGCACAUAUCGAACCAUUGGCUCUCCAUCAUGGAUCUUUUGGAAAUGGACAGCUUGAGAAACCAGCACCACCUCCGAUACAAAGCACCAGCAGGACCAGGAGGCUACAUGAAUCUCCCUGUGAUCUGUCACGGUACGAUUCCUCUCAGAGGCCCUCUGCAGAUUUGAAAGGGGGACAAAUAUACAGUGCACACACUGCAAUUCCAGCAGGAUAUGGGUUGAAGCAUCGGCCUGACCACACGGAAUCACGAACAUAUCCAUCUGCAACCGGUAAAUAUGUGCUUUCUUCUCAUGAGCCUUUACGGAGUUAUGAAGAUUCCUUCCGGGCAGUAAGUGAAAGGCCAGAACUGGAAAGACCCAAAGUGAGGGGGACUGGUGGGGACCAUUCUUCACGAGACUACUACAGCGAGGAGGAGGAGGAUCCUGCCAGGCCAUUGGUAUCCAACCAACCUGAGAGAAGUUACAGCACCAGAUUCCAGCAGCAGCUAGAGCCUUUGGUUAGGGAACAAUCUCUCUCAUACCCAUACCCUUGCUUAGGCCACUCGGGCAGUAAGCGGCACAGUACAUUGACAGUGAUGUCUCAGUAUGAUAACUUGGAUGACUAUCACACACUGUCACAGCAGCAGAGGGGAGGCCUAGGAGGAAGUGCACCAUUUGUACCCCUGGGCUUCAGUCAUCCUCAAGGGAGGACAUUCAGCACUGCUUUAGGCCAGGGAAGCUUUGUAACAGCAGAGUUGGCAUUGCAGAGGUCUGAAGCAGAGGUACAUGUGGAAUGAAGAGAAAUUUUACCCUGUGCAGUCUCUGCUGGGCAGUAGACUGUUUUAUUUUUGAAAAAAAGAUAACCAGAGUACUGUUUUUAAACACAAAAUAUGAUGAAUAUUGGAUCUUUUGUGUUGUGUAUUUAGAGUACGCGUAUGAAACGUGAGACUGCGUUUGUGCCCUUGGUGAAUGACUCUCGCUCAGUGUUAAUAAUCGUCAGAAUACAGCCUAGUGGCUCAAUAGUUAAGGGAAUGAUCUUCCUUGUAUGUUUUUAGUGAGAAAAAUGAUUUGGGUCAGUGAAGCUGCUGAGGAGAGUUUGUUACCUCUCUGCCUCUAUCAGUAACCCCUUACUCCUUGUCCCCUCCUCCUGUUUGUUUUUUCUCUUCUCUUCUGGCACCACCACUACCAGCACCACCCCCACGACCACAACAACUGCAGGGCUGGCUCUGCAUUUAUCAACUUUGUGCCUCCUCAUUUCUUCCCCAGCUUCCUGCACAAAAUACACCCCCAUAAACCCCAACCCCAGUUGCCCAGUUACAGGUCUGGCUGUGCCUCUGUAAAGACAUCCCAUCCCCAGCCAGAGUUAACAGUGGAAUGCUUAUUCUUCCAAUCAAUUCUUCUUCAUAUUUAUCUUAGUAACACAGUGUUUGACAGAGUUAUUGCUCCACUAUUUUUGAAACUCUGUUCAUUAGAAGCACAGAGCUAGCCCUGCACUUGAGUCUUGUAACUUCAGGUGUAGUGGGAAACAUGAUUAGGUGAGAAGAGCAGCAAAGAAAUGGCAAUAGAUAUUGCAGAAUGGCAACAUCCACGUGCCAACGGGUAAGCUUAGUGCCAGCCAUAUCUAACAGCGACUGGGGCUUGACAGGCUGUGAAUUCAGCUGAUAAUAAAUAUAUCUACUUUAUCUUAACUAUGCUUGUAUGUAGAUACUAACUAACUGUUCCAGGGUUGAAACUAAAUAAGACUUCCGUAUCAGACUACACCAUCUAAUUGAAUACAUCAAAGCUUUAUCAUUUUCAUGACUAGUUUGAAUCCAGUAUAUAAAUUGCACGUAACUACACAAUUCCCUUGUGAAGGAAUCCUUUCCAUGUCGCUGUGCUCUGGCUGGGUUUGUGCUAUCGUUAUGGUAUAAACAGAAGCAACAAAGCCUUUGCCCUGCUACCAGGUGAGCAAUGCUGUACUAUGCACUUGGCCCAUGUGUCAGAGGAGCUCCUGAGCACGAGGAGGCUGGAACUUCAUGUAAGCUGAUAAUGUAGGCCUGAAAUAUGUUUGUUUUGAAUUUGAGCCAUUGUCACCUCCCUUGCCCUGUUUGGACUGCCCUUUCUUGCAGACAUUUAAAGGUGUUUCAGACUAAUAUUAAUGUUUGUGCACUGUCUGCAGGGAAAGCAGUAACACUGUGAAAUACUCAAACAGACCUCGUGUUUCCGAGUCAAUUGUGUAGAUUUGUUAAUAUUGUUCCUAUAAUUUACAGAGUGACAUUCAGUAAACUAUUUAACUUGGGAAAGGAUAUUAAAACUGUGAUUAUUUUUGUAGCGAUGCUCAUCCUGUGCACAAAUGUUAUGGGACAAAUAUUAUUGAAUUAUUGUACGAGUCAGUAAUGACCACUGGGACCCGCUAACCUUAACUCUGCCCUGCAGUGGCAUUGUUCAUGUUGGUUUAUCCCACCGUUCGCUCUCAGAAUUUAAAGCAGGUCAAUUUCGGACACAAUCUUCCACAAUGAAAACUGAACCAAAUAAUUGGAUAUCUCUUUGUUAAUGAUCCCAGCACCUGAAAUGAUUUCCCUGUAUUUCCACUUAUAAUACACAGAUUACAGGCAGUACUUGGCAGAGAUAUAAUCUGCUUUGGCUCAGGGCUAUUGAAGAGCCCUUGAUCCCUUGAUCUGUAGAUCUUCAAGUAGUGUUCAGAUAUUGAGAUUGAACUUCACAACAUUUUCCUCAGUCAUUUAAAUGGUGAGUCCAGAUAUUUUAAGAAAUUGUGCAAAAUAGUGUGGGGGAGGUGAGUUUACAGGCUGGUUGUUACAUCUUUAUAAAUAAGAACAGAAAAUGCAGGAAAUAUUCCGGUGGGUCAGCUGACAUCUGUAGAUAGAGAAAGAUGAGCAUUAAUGGCUUAGGUGAAAGAUCCUUUUUCAGAGCUGAAAGAUGCUUGAAGUUGAUAGUUUUUAAGAAAGUACAGAAGCAAGGAAAGAGAUCAGGAAAGAAAAAAGGGAAGUUUGAUAGUGUGGAGGACAGGAGUGAAUAAAUGACGAGAAGAUACUGUAAGGCAAAAGGAAUUGACAGUGAGUCAAGUGUAGAAACAUUGAUCCAGAAAGAAGAAUAACAAAACAUUGGAAAUAUUCAGUUGACCAGGCAGCAUUUGUUGCGUGAGCAGCAAAUGUUAAUAUUUUAGCUAAUGAUCUUCCUGAUUGGGCCAUAGGAUUUCACUGUCUGCUGGGACUGAUUCUCCAUUACCAGUCUAUGGUGUUGAUGUUGACUUUUCUGGUAAAUCCAUAAAAACAAAUCAUAAAUAGUGAAAAAGUGAAGAAAUAGUGAUUUGACUGAACAUUUUACUGUUGGAAUGACAAUUGGAAUUUUGUGUUUUUAAAAAAAGAGCAAAUUACAGGGAACAAAUGCAGCCUUGCAUACUGUGUGUAGGAUAUAUAUGUAGGACGCAUUAUGCGUUUUGGAGACGUGGAGCAGGGGCAGUGAAGAAUCCAUUUUAUCCACUAUUCUGUCAAAUGUCAUUUAGCACAAGCCAAUGACCAUCCAGCAGCAUUCCAGUUGUGUAUAUUGAAACCUUGUUAGACCUACUAAAGUAUUUACUAUUGGCUUGAAAUUUGUAGGAAUAACAAUAAAACAGGUCAAAAUGCAAACAAGCCUCAACAGUUAGAAAUCGUAGUUCUACUGGUCUCUGAAAGAGAGGCUAAUUUCAGGUGGUGCAACUGAUGUGAGAAAUUAGAUUUGAUGAGAUUCCACUAUUGCUUAUUGAAUGGUGGAACACAUUCCAGUGAGAGGGCUUUCUCUUAUUCAGUUUCUUAUGAAACCAUUAUACGAGACCUGAUGGAUAUUUCUGGCAUUUUCUGUUUCGUCUCAGUUUAGCAGCAUUUCCAGUGUCUUUUUGCUGGGAAUGAAACCUCUGGGGGCAAAAGCAGAUUUCUUGUAAGAGGUGGGAUAACAAACAAGAACAAUGAUUUCUGCUCAGUAACAUAUCUAUGCUGUAAUGUCCAUAGUUCCCAAAGCAACAAGCCCAUUUCAAUCCCUGCAAAAUACUCCAUCUAAACAUUGUAAAAUGGGAUCUGAAUUGUUUCUGAUUAUCGAACAAUGCAUCAUCUGUCUUGAUAUAUGAAGGGAUCAGUGUUGCAACAGCUCCAGUUAGAGCUAGCUAGUUUUUACAAACUGUGGGAACAGUGUGAAGUAUAUAUUUCACCCAGUGCCUGAAGAAACGGGUCAAGAUGUUAGUGCUUAACUCAUGCUGAUAAGACAUACAACAUUCGAGAAGUAAAUCAGUGGUAUUCUUUAGGACAAAUUUAACAGCCCAACUUUGCGACACUUCUGAAUUCCUGAUGGAUGUCAGACUGAGUCAUCUAAUUGUGUCAAUUGCUACAUGUAAUUGAUCUUUUUUCUGUGUCUUUUUGGGUUUUAUUUUGUGUCUUGGUGUAAAAUGUGGAAAGCAAAGCUGAUGUAACUAUGUGUAAAUACUGGAUUCUGUUUGUGAUUCCUGUACAUAUUGGACACUUCCUGCUGCUGCCAACCUUGUAUUGAAACUGGAGUUGAUUUUUCUGUUUUUUUUGUACUGUACAGUGAUGAGCUGGACUUGCACAAUUCAGCAGUGUCGCAUUGUUCCAUUAUAAGGAUCUCAGCUGCAUUACAUAAAAAAGACAACA
Messenger RNA from Hemiscyllium ocellatum (epaulette shark), 10077 nucleotides. RefSeq names its product Rho GTPase activating protein 32b (gene arhgap32b). Lineage: Eukaryota; Metazoa; Chordata; Chondrichthyes; Orectolobiformes; Hemiscylliidae. Gene Ontology annotation, molecular function: protein binding; phosphatidylinositol binding; GTPase activator activity. The transcript has 25 exons. Gene Ontology annotation, cellular component: Golgi apparatus; cell cortex; nucleoplasm. Bases 211 to 6237 code for a protein of 2008 amino acids. The record is from RefSeq and is a predicted model, not a curated record. Gene Ontology annotation, biological process: small GTPase-mediated signal transduction.